AUGAAUUUAUCAGAGUCUACCUCGGAUGUCUAUCUCUAUGGAUAUGAAGCCAUCGACGAACGUUAUCCGAAGCACUCAUCAGACGCCUCCUUUGCGCACGCCAAUUCUCAAUAUCCCUCCGUCGUGAUCGAGACGUCAUACUCACAGCACCAGAAAGAGUUGACGAGGCUGGCUGAUGAAUAUGUGUCCGGUUCCGACGGAAACAUUGCUAUGGUCCUUGGGCUUGAUAUUGAAUACGGCGUUGGGUCGAAGAAGGCGUCGCUAUUCAUCUGGCGAUCUCGAUUAGUAUCAGUUCCGGAGAAGGAAGAAGCCGUUCUUCUGGAGACGUUCAGUGUUCGGGAAGUAGAUGUAUUUCGUGCCGACGACGGAACUACCGUUCCGGGGCAAGGACUGUCCCUUCAGCUCUAUGAUUUUGCGUUAAAAUCUUGCUUCGCCAAUAUAGCUCAACAAACGCAGAGUACGACUGUCGUUCGGAUCACAUGCGCGCAACUCUGUUCCUUCCUAUAUGACGCCGAGAUCAGACACGAUAUUAAACGAGCGCAACGAGGUGUAUAA
Molecule: messenger RNA, 555 nt
Organism: Letharia columbiana
Lineage: Eukaryota; Fungi; Ascomycota; Lecanoromycetes; Lecanorales; Parmeliaceae
Exons: 3
Coding region: 1-555 (184 amino acids)
Source: RefSeq, a predicted model, not a curated record